Myiozetetes cayanensis is the source of this 9881-nucleotide messenger RNA. RefSeq names its product BCL6 corepressor like 1 (gene BCORL1). Gene Ontology annotation, molecular function: transcription corepressor activity; protein binding. Lineage: Eukaryota; Metazoa; Chordata; Aves; Passeriformes; Tyrannidae. Gene Ontology annotation, cellular component: nucleus. The record is from RefSeq and is a predicted model, not a curated record. Gene Ontology annotation, biological process: negative regulation of transcription by RNA polymerase II.
CGAGGCUGGGAUGGGGGAGAGGAAGGGUAAACAGCUUGACAUCCAAGUGCUUUUAGUACUUGGAAAUGUACAGAGCAGGAAAAUACAUGGGAAGCUUCUUGUGGGGGGUCAGGGCAGCACAGUCCUACACAGGGAUGCGUUUGCAACAUGGAGAAGUGGUUGCCUGUGGGAGGAGCAGGGAAAAGCCCUCUUCCUGCAUGGGUGGGCCUGGCUCCACCCCAGGUACCGUAGGGUGGACGCUGUAGGAGGUCAUGGCUCUGGUUAAUCUGAUCAAAGUGAGUUAGACCAGGUGGCAACGUAGCUGUGACAUCUGUGAGGGCAAACACCAACAGCACCAAACUCCCCAGUGACAAGCAAACCCUUGGCUACUUGUGGCGGGCAGGUUGGUGCCAGCCUGAGAAGUUGCUUUAUAUGUUUGCCAAGGCAAGGGCUUGAGGAGCUGAGAAUUUAGUCAGAUCAGGGGCCUGAUCCAGCCGAGGGAUCUCUGUCACUGGGAGGGAUGGCUUUUGAAUCAACUUUGCAAUGCCUUUGCAACAGCCUAACAGUGGGGUGGGAGGUGUGAGUGUGAGGGCCAGUGUUGCAGCAGGAAACAAUUAGAAACUCUCACCUCGGGCAACUCAAGUUGGGAUCCCUGAGAGCCAGGGAACAGACAGGGUUUAACAGGGGUCAGCAUGGAGAUGACGUGGGCUUAAUUCUCAUCAGCGGCGGGAGCUGGUAGGUGAAGGCCAGGGGAGUCCGUCCUGCAACCCUGGGUUGGCCUGCACUGAAACGAUGGUUGUCUUGGCACUGUGGGGAUUUUACUGCAAGAAGGAUUUGUGUAGAGAUAGUGAUUAGAAAUUAUCCAUUCCUGAAGACCUUCAAUGCAGGAAACUUGUUUCCAUCACCAUACAGUGGUAUUUCAGAACAGAGAGUAAUUUCUUGACUUAAUCCGAGGGAACUUCCACGUGUAGCCAAGUCAUUGCUAACCUGAGUAAAUGCAAGCUUUCACUGCAAGGAAAACAUCUUCUGUUUUGCUUUUCCUGGAGCCUGUAAGAGGCAGGUUUGCAGAGUAGCAUCCUCUCCUUUUGCAAAAUGAUGAGAGGUUUUACCUUAAUGAACAAAACCCCUUUUUCUUUUAAUUCACUGUAUUUCAUUGCAAACCUCUCUGAGGGCUUGUCAUUGGAGGUGAGCGUGUUCUCGCAGUUCUCUGGCAGUUCUUAGGGCACGUUCUGUUUUGGGAGGUGAAGGUGCUUUAAUACCACACAAGCUUCUCCACGCAGAAUGCCGUGUUGAUGUUCUUACUUCAUUCUAAACUCGUUUGCUUUGGCGUUAAUUAGAAUUGGCUGAGCACCUAUUUAGCUAAAUCAAAAUAAGACUGUGGUUUCAUAUACACUUCCUUUGGCAGACGUUGUGGAUUAAGUAGAGUCUGUGCCAGGCUGUGCCCUCUCUCCCUCUUGGGGAAGCUGAUCUAGGAGCUGGUAUGGGUUAAAACCAGUCCAGCCAGGAAAAAAAUAAAGGAAAAAGGAUUUUAAACAGAGGUCAACUCCCUGGUCAAGUUUACCAGGACACUGCAGGGCUUCAGUGACAUGACUGAAGGGGUGAGGGGAGAGAAGGGCUUCAACAGUUUCUUCAACAUCAUCUUCUACUCGAAGGCAGGCACGUGAAGCCAUGCCCUAGUUGUGUUCUCCAAGGGUUUCCUACGAGUUUAAUUACAUCCCUUUAAAGUCGCUUCCAGCUGCACCAGUGUAGAUGGGAGAUUUGCUCCGUUUCCUCGUGUCGACUUGGCUAACAGUGUUCUGACCCAGGGAGGCUGCGGUUGCUCUCUCUGGUUCAGUGUUACCUCGGGAGGUUGCUCAUCCCUACAUUUCCCAAUAAACUUCCUGGUCUGCCUUCUUAAGGAUGCUGUUGCUCCGCUAGUUUGUGUUAGAGCCCACAUCUGGUGCUCGACCCCUGUUUUAUUCCUUCUCUGAGUUCAUAUCUGGAUUCUUUUCCUCUUCUGUUCUUCGUUCCCUGCGAAAUGCCUGUCUUUGGCACGUGUCCCACAUCGUCCAUAGAGGAUAGAGGCCAAGAAUCCAUGAAACAGUGUUGAUCUCUGUCGCUGUGUCCUCCCAGCUCUCUUUUUGUGGCCGUCGUGCCUGCUCUUUGGACCAGCCCUUACUCGAGCACUCCAAACGUGCUGUUUCUCCCAGCUACUCGUACCACCCCGUUAUCACUCCUCCCUUGCCAGACCUAUUCCAGGGUCACGCCUGAUCUCUGCUUGUCCCCAGCUCCUGCUCCGCGUUGUGCAGCCAAACGCAUCCCCUUCCCCCGUUGCACAGAAGGUCCCUUUUGAUUCCUCCCAGAACAUCUGUCCUGCUGCUGUGCUCGGGGGCAGAACCUUCCUCCUCCCCUUCUUUCAGUUUAGCCUAAGAUGGUGAAAUCCCCGCAGAUUGUUUGUUCCCCUAUUUCCUUUAUGUUGCAUUUCUCUCCAAGCAUCGAAAGACUCCUCCCCUUCCUGCUCCAAGCCACCUCGUUCUCUUUGGGUAUGACCCUGCUCUCUGCCUCGGCGUCUGCCCGGCUCCCCCGCCGCUAUUGAGGAUUUCUCCCGUCUCACAGUGUGUGUUUUUAGCAGGUUUCCCCUCUUCCCCUGACCUCUGAUUUCCGUACUCUGUUUGCUCACUUGUGCCCUCGUACGUGCAGAUGGGUCCGUUGCUUCUCUUUGGCACACCAGCUGCCUUGCCCCUGUUUCUCCCGUGUGCCUGGCCCUUUUUUCCUCUCCGGAGGAUCCUCACUGGAUCAGGCUGCAGCGAGGACAGCCGGCAGAAGCUGUGUUUGGAGCAGCCAUUCAGUCCCACUGCUCGGUCCCUCGAGCCACUGGCCAGAAGGUCCCUGUGUGGCUCCUUUCAUGGCACAAGCUGCUGCUCGUCCCGUGCAGAGCUGGUGUCACCAGGAGUUUGUCAGGGAAAAGAUCCGACGGAGAUUUGGGAUCACGUGCUGCUUUCAGCUCAUUCCCACUCCCACCGCUGCACCGAGAGCGUUGCUGUGGCUCUGUGCCUGCUUUACCUCUGGGGUUUAGUAUUUCCCUGAACCUCCUUGAUAGCAUCUCUCUCCCUUUUGCAGUCCAGUCCUGCUUGGUUCGGCUGAGUCCACUUGUUAGCACAGGAGAUCCUCUCUUCCUGCGCUGCCUUUUCCCUGGAGCAGCAGAGCUCCUCAAUGCUCCAACACCCAGCGCUGCACGAUUGGCUGCAACGCUCUCCCCUGAAAGCUCCACCCAGCCGACAGUGCGUCGUGGAUGCUCCCGAAUCUCUGGAUUCCCUCCUGUUUUCCACCCGUAACUCCACGGAAUACCAGCACUUUCCUGACGGAGGGAGGGGAUAAUCCCUUGGCGGCACUGUUGGCAAACCUCUGCUCCCUCCAGACCCCUCCUUGUUUGAGGCUUUGCCCCUUGGACUCGCCACGCACUGCCUUAGUCCUGUUAAGCCUCGGGGGUGUCAGUGCUGUCACAGACCAUCGCCUUGGUACAGCUCUGCCUGGCAGCUCCCGGCACUGGAAGUUCCUCUGGAGGGAGGAGAAAAGUGGAGGAAUGUUUUGAGGGAUGCAUAUGUGUGUGUGUGUGUGUGUGUGUGAGAAGACAUUUGUGUGAAACUCUCAGGGUAGCCAGUGUUUUUUUGGUGAUAAUGUUAUUUAGUGCAAGGAUGAGUGGAUGGUGGAUUCUGUCUCAAGGCACUGCUGAUUCCUUCUAGUCCCCUCCCAGACUUGUGGCAUCCCAGGGCAUCCCUCCCCAUCUGCCUGGCAGCGAAGCUGGGGAUGAGUUUCCCAGGAGCACCGUUUAAUCAAUCAUCCCGGGGAGAGUUCCCAACCCUCUGUUUCCCUUCCACAGGCAGAGCGGCCCCUCGAGCCCCAGCAGGUCCCAGAGGGUGAGGAGCAGCUGUCAUGAUCUCUACGGCACCUCUCUACAGCGGGGUGCACAACUGGACCAGCACAGAGCGGAUUCGCAUGUGUGGCCUCAACGAGGAGAGGAGAGCCCCCCUUUCUGAUGAGGAGUCUAAAACGAGCAGCUCCCAGCACUUGGGGUCUCAAGAGUUUUGUGUCAGCAGCAGCCUGUCCGAGGUGGAGCUCACAGCAGUCAGCAGUGGUAGCAGCAGUGCCCAGGGGCUGGAUGCUGAUGGCAAGGUGGAGGAAAAGCUUGGACCCAAACUGGAGGAGCAGCCACCUGAUCCCAACCCAAACCCGGAGAGUGCAGGAAAGACUGUGACAGAUGAUGCCCUGGGCCCUCUGGCAGGUCAGGGGGAUGGCAGAGGGCAGGAGCCAGCAACCCCCAGAGCUGUGGAGGAGGAGAGCAGUGGUGCUGACACUGCCUGGACACCAGCAGAUCCUCCCAGUGACAAGCAGGCUGAUGCUGCCCCAGCCUGCUCCGUGGCUCCAGAGAGCGAGUCUGCUGGGAAGGAGAAAGCCCCCCAGAGCACUGCAGCACAAGGGCCAGGCGUGCUGGCAGAAGGGACAUUGUCCAUGGUUGUCUCCGGCUGCAACACCUCUGCCUCCACUCCUGCCACCUUCACAUUGAACAGGGUGUGCUUUCCCCCCUCUCAGGCCCCUGCUAUGCAAAAGCUGCCCCUGUCCUUCCAGGCUGGUGCCGUGCUAAGCCCGAGCCAGUCGCUGGUGUACAUCCCCCCGCCCAGCUGUGGGCAGCCGCUCAGCGUGGCCACACUCCCGGCCACCCUGGGGGUCUCCUCCACACUCACCCUCCCUGUCCUGCCUCCCUACCUGCACGAGCGUUGCCUGCCAGGCAUUAUUGCUUCCCCAGAGCUGCGCUCCUACCCCUACACUUUCUCUGUCACCAGGCCCUUGGCUUCAGAUGCCAAAGUGGUGUCUGUGGAGGUGAAUCAGCUCAGCUGCCCUCCACCCUCAGGUGGAAGUGGUGCCCAGGCUGCGGUCGAGAGUGCUCCCCUGUCCAGCACCGGCCCGGCUCUGCCCUCUGGCUCAGCCCUGCCCUCUGGCUCAGCCCUGCCCUCUGGUUCAGCCCUGCCCUCUGGUCCAGCCCUGCCCUCUGGUCCAGCCCUGCCCUCUGGUCCAGCCCUGCCCCCUGGCCCGGCCCUGCCCUCCAGCCAGGCUCCACCGGCAGCACCGGGUGGGAGUGCCGCUCCCUCCUCCGGCACCACCGCACAGGCCAGAGCCCCAGCAGCUCCCGAGCCACAUGCACCGGGGGCUGCCACUUCCCUGUCUCCUCUGAAGUCCCCUCCCCAGCUGGAGCGUGAGAUGGUCUCAUCUCCAGAGUAUAGUGAGAUGCCUCUUGAUCUCUCCUCCAAGUCCAACCGCCAGAAACUGCCCCCGCCCAGCCAGCGCAAGACCCCCCCCAUGCCCAUCCUCACCCCCGUGCACACCAGCGGCAAAGCCCUGCUCACCACCGUCCUCUCCAAGUCCCAGCGCGCGGCCCAGGCCGCAGGCAGCAGCGUCACCUCGUGUCUUGGCACCACCCCGCCCUUGGUCAUCUUCCCUGAGUUCCUGCGCAACGGCGAGCAGGGCUCCUGGGUGAAGAACACCACGCUUAUCAGCACCAUUCCCGGCACCUACGUCGGCGUCGCCAACCCGGUGCCCGCCUCGCUGCUGCUCAGCAAGGACCCCGGCAUGAGCCUCGGCAGGGACCCACGCCACCUGCCCAAGCAGGAGCCCAUCUCCAUCAUCGACCAGGGCGAGCCCCGCAGCGCCGGCGUUCCCUGUGGGAAGAAAACCAACCAGGUCGUCACGGAAGGACAGCAGGAUCCUGCCAAGAGACUUCUUCAUGGCAGAGUCGCUCCAGGAGCUCCUUUGUGUCAGUCCAAGGACAUCUCCACCUGGAAUCCCAUCCAGGGAAGUGUCUAUCCACGAUGCCCUGUCAACGGAAAACCUUCCAAUCCUCAGCUUCUGCCUCUGGGCUGGUCUCCUUACCAUCAAACGCCUCUGCUUUCCAUUGGCAUCUCCACAGCCGGACAGCUGCCCCCGAACCAGAGCAGCCCCUGCAAGCCAGCUGGAGCGGGUGAGCUCCCGGCAUUCCCGAGUGUGCAGCCCGCAGAGCCCAGCGCAGCUGCCCAGAGCCUGCCGGAGGGGCUGCCCCGGCUCUCACCUCAGGAACGGGAAGCUACAGCCAAGAGCAAGAGCUGCCGGGUCUUGCCCAAGCCCCGUGAAGAGCCAGCUAACCCAGCCCCGCUGGAGGCAGGUCCAACUCUUCAGACCAGCGCUUUGGAUGGGAAAGGGGGGACGGGAAAGCUGGACAACGCUCCGAAGAGUCAGGAGCGCACUCAGCCAGAGGCUGGCUCCGGUCAGGAGGGCAGUGCACAGACUGAGGCUCCCCAGGGGAGCUGUAGCCUCAAACAGUCAGAUGCAAAACCCAAAAACCAAGUGUUAGCGGCGUAUUUGUCGCACGACCUGCCCGUGGCUGGGCAGCAGGGCCUGCGGGUGGUGCCGGAGGUGCCCGCGGAGAGCCAGCGCAAGGAGCCGGGCUGCGAGGGCCCCCAGGAGCCGCCGGCUGCAGAGCCCCUCCCGUGUGUGCGGCAGGUGGAUCUGUGCAGGGUCAAGAAGGAGCGAGUGGAGUGUGAUGUGUCCUUUCCAUCUGCGACCUGCCUGCAGGCCGGGGCUGCUCCCCAGGCCUUCACCGAGGCCAAGCUCAAAGGAACGGGGCAGAUCAAGCAGGAGGGCGGCACACACUGCAAGGCCAAGCGGCAGCACGAUGGGGAUAGCAGGCAGAGCCACAAGAGACUGAAGUGCCAAGGCCAGGAUGGCGAGGAGUCCCCGAGCAAGUCAGGGAGUCGGAGCGUGCAUGGUCGGAAGUGGCAAAAACACCACGACAAUCCGCAUGAGCUCGGCAAGCGGGAAGGCCGAGGCAGCCUGGGCUCCGUCACGGAUCACAACAGCCUCAGGGUAAAGCGCAAGCGCAGGAGGCCAGCGAAGAACGAGUGCCCAUCUCCAGCACACCGUGGGGACAGCCAUGAGGAAGGUUACUUGGAGAAGAAGCCCAAGAACAACUUUCGGGAUUUCAUUCCGGUGGUGCUGAGCAGCCGGACACGCAGUCAGUCAGGAAGCGUCGCUGGCUCUUCUGCUGGUGUGACGGGAGAGUGUGAUGUGACCAGUCAGGAGAUUUUGCCGUUACUGGAGGAGGAUCAGGAAGAAGAGGAGGAGGAAGAGGAGGAGGAGGAGACAUCCUCAAAACAUCGCAAGCUGCGCAAAUCCCACAGGACAUCGCACUGCCACAGCCGCAGGGACAGGGACAGGUCUGCGUCCGAGAGGAGCAGCUGUUACACGAGGAGGACCCGGGAGCUGCCUUGGAGAGCAGAAUCACCCAGGCAGCUGUGGGAGCCCAACGAGGAGGAGGAGGAGGAGGAAGACGGCCACAUCAAAAGGAAGAAAAGGAGACGGCAGAAAAGUCGGAAAUACCAGACUGGGGAAUAUCUGACUGAGCGCGAGGAGGAGCAAGUGGGCUAUCCCCACCGGAGGCGGAAAUCCAAAGGAGAUUUUAGGCACCGGAAGCAGAAGGAGUCUGGGAAGGCUAAAGGCACAGAGCUCCAGCUGAGGAGCAGGCUAUCCCCGUCCCCCCGAAAAUCUCAAGGACGCACAGACUUUCGGAAUGGCUUCUUCCUGGAGCACUCCGACAGCUCUCCCGUCCAAGAAGAGCUGGAGAAACCAUCAGGAAAACGCAAAUGCAAAACCAAACACCUGGCAGGGAUCUGUGAUGAGGGGAAGGGGAAAGGCUGCUGCAACCAGCCCAAAACGUGCUCUCCGAAGAAGCCCCAGGACUUGUGGACGCUCUGUAAGUCCCAUCGGGUCAGCCCAGGGAGCUCCCCGGAGCCGCCCACGGCCCAGAGCGUUCCUCCUGGAGCUCGGCGGCUGAUCGUGAACAAGAACGCGGGGGAGACCCUCCUGCAGCGAGCGGCUCGCCUGGGCUACAAGGACGUGGUGCUGUACUGCCUGCAGAAGAAAAGCAGCGACGUGAACCACCGCGACAACGCGGGCUACACCGCCCUGCACGAGGCCUGCGCGCGCGGCUGGAUCGACAUCCUGCACAUCCUGCUGGAGCACGGCGCCAACGUCAACUGCAGCGCCCAGGACGGCACCAGGCCUGUCCAUGAUGCAGUCGCGAAUGACAACCUGGAAACCCUGUGGCUUCUACUUUCCUAUGGUGCUGAUCCCACUCUGGCCACGUACUCUGGGCAGACAGCAGUGAAACUGGCCACCAGCGACGUGAUGAAGCGCUUCCUCUGUGAUUACCUGUCAGAUCUCCAGGGCCGCUCCGACGGAGACCCUCGGACAGCCUGGGACUUCUACAGCAGCUCUGUGCUAGAGGGGAAGGACACCAUUGGCUGCGACCUUCUGCUCAACCCUCCGGGGAGUUCAGACCAGGAGGAAGAGGAGCAAGAAGCAGACAACUUCAUGUUUGAGUUCUCAGACAAGCCACUGCUUCCCAGCUACAACCUCCAAGUGUCCGUGUCCCGGGGGCCCUGCAACUGGUUCCUCUUCUCGGACGUGCUCAAGCGGCUGAAGCUGUCCUCCCGCAUAUUCCAGGCCCGCUUCCCGCACUUGGAGAUCGCCACACUGCCCCGGGCAGAGUUCCAACGCCAGGUGUCCCUGAGCCAGGUGCUGGCGCAGGAGGAGGUGCCGGCGAGCCCCGAGCCAGCGCCGGGCACGGCAGAGACUGUGGAGCUGGUGCACUACGAGCCCGAGCUGCUGCAGCUGCUGGGCUCAGCGGUGGAGUACCAGGCCUGGAGCAGCUGACGGGGACAGGUCGCUCCCGGCAUCACGAGGCAAUAAUAAGGACCAAGGGGAAGCAGCUCUCUCAGCGCCAGCAGCAGGGACCCGAGUCUUUGGGCAGCCACUCCUCCUCUCCUCAGGGUCUCCUGCAGCUGGGGAGGGAGGACCCCUGGCCUCCAAGGACAUCCCGGGAUCCCUUGGCCACGAGCGGUGGCGGUCGCUGCCGCCGCCACCCCAUCCAGCCCCAGUGGGUGAUGGAGCCCCCUCCACGGGGCUCACGGGGCAGCGAGGGGUGGUGGGAGCCACCGCCCCUCCCCGCUGGACCCCCAGGAACUGCGCCUCUCCGUUUGCCCUCCCCCUCCCGAUGUCUUCCAUAGUAUUUAUUUAAUUAGUAUUUAAUUUGUAAUGUUUUCUUUGUUUUUGCUGAGUCUGUAUCACUGUGAUGGUGAGCUCUGGGCCAGGGGAUGAGGCUGUCCCCCUAGCCCCCCCCUCCAGUGCACCCCGAGGCCGGCCAGACCCAGAGGGUCCUGGUCCUUGCAGCCUGGGGACAGCCCCUUCCCUUGGCUUUGGAGCUGGUUCCUGCUGCCGGCGCUCAGCCCCAGCCUGGAGCCAGCCCCUCUGCUCCAUCCUCUCCCGGGCUCUUUCCUCCAUCUCAUUUGUGCUGCUGCUCCCCGUCCCAGGCGGCUGCCGCUCGGGCAGGGGCAGCCCGCGGCCCCCAGCACACCCCACGCUUCGGCAGCUUGUCCCCCUGCCCCAGGGUCUGUCUCCAGGGCAGAAGCCCCCUCCUUGCCCCGCUCCCCGCCGGUGUCCCCGGGAGCAUCUCUCCGGGAGGGAGCGGGCACGGGCAGGCUGCUCCGCUCCGGGGCCGGUACAGUUUUAUUGUACAGGUGCUAACAGGACUGAGGACGGGACAAUCGGGGGAUUUCCGGCUCUCCCCGCUCCCCAGCGGGAGCUUUGGGUGGGGGUUUUUUGUUGGUUCGUUUUUUUCUUUGUGUUGUGUUUCUCCCCAGCCAGGGCAGGCGUGUCCCCCCCUUGGACCCUCACUGCCAGCCUCCCGCUGGGGGCCCGGCAGCACCUUCUUUAAGCCGAGGGUUUUUUGCCUUUGGGUGUGUAUUCUGGUUGCUCUUUCUGAUUUCUGUUUUAUUAUAUGCAGCAACAGGCUGUGGUGUCAAAAACACUGAUGUACAGAAAAAACCUGCAUCAGG